This is a messenger RNA of Siniperca chuatsi (mandarin fish), 418 nucleotides long. Its product is annotated as gamma-crystallin S-like. Gene Ontology annotation, molecular function: structural constituent of eye lens. Bases 38 to 391 code for a protein of 117 amino acids. The transcript is spliced from 2 exons. Lineage: Eukaryota; Metazoa; Chordata; Actinopteri; Centrarchiformes; Sinipercidae. Gene Ontology annotation, biological process: lens development in camera-type eye; visual perception. The record is from RefSeq and is a predicted model, not a curated record.
GUUCUGUAUAAAGAGAAUACUGGAGGUUGCUGCUUUAAUGUUUUUAUAUAACACAUCAAACUUACUGAUAUUAACUUUGGAGAAGAUCAUCUUCUACGAUGACAGAAACGUCCAGGGUCGAUUCCACGAGUGCGACAAUGACUCCAGCGACUGGUACACGUGCUUCCGCCGCUGCAGCUCCAGCAGAGUGGAGGGGGGAUUCUGGGUAAUCUACGAGAGCCCAAGUUACCGGGGCUACCAGUAUGUGCUGGCUGGGCAUCGACGACACCAUCAGGUCCUGUCGCAUUGGCUGCAACACAUCCUCAUACCGAAACGACAGAAUAGGUUGAUUGUGAAUGACAAAACGACAUAUACGGCCGCUGGAAAGUACCAGCGACAGGCGUACCGCUGAAGUACGUUAUAUGAUUCGCAUUUUUAA